ACGAGUUUGACUUAGCCCCCAGAGAAUGGCGCACGGGUGGGCGGAACGGUUAUUCGGGAUGGACGCCUUCGCCGGUUCCCCCGCCGACUGGUGCACCCUGCGCCAUCGCACCGUCGCCGCAGGCCAGCUCCCGAUGAAAAGGCGGAAAGAGCUGGAAUUGAAGAGCGUCCAGCGUACACACAGGCGGCCACUCGAUAGUGUAAUACAUGUUGGCAUGUUUCAGGACGAAGAGGCGCCACACAUUCACACAUUCGUGAGCCUGGUUACGUUCGCACAAACUGCGCAGUGCCAUUGUGUCAUCUCGUGGGGCCAAGGUGGUUUCCAUGUCCAACACAGGGAAGAACUCCAACACGUGCCAGUUCUUCAUCGCGUUCGGCGAGUUGAAGCAGCUGAACGGGACACGCUUGCGCUUCAACGGUCGACUGACUUUACUAUGUCUGACCACCCUAUUGGGCUGUGACCUUUACGAGCGGAGCAGCUGCCAGAAGUUUGGCAACCUCUGCGACUUGACGAGCAGUGGGAUUCAGUGGCCCAGGAAGCACGUGGUCCUCGGGCGCGUCGUGGAGGGCAUGGAGAUUAUCGACCGUGUCGAGGAGGAGGCCGAUGCCGCACCGAGUGGUUUGACAAGCGUUGGCGCGGGAACAUAUUCCAGACCCCCUCUCGUGAUGUGUUCUGUCAAAUUCAUUUUUCAUUCAUUGCACCUCCUCGUAUUCAUCCCCUCCAGCCAUGUGUUCCUGGCAAAGUGUUCUCAGACAGUGUUCAGCUGCAGAGAGUCUCGCGAGAGCUGGGUCGGAAGACGCCCGCCCCUGGGCGUAGGGACGCGGGAGACACGCGCCCUGGAGAGCCCAAGCAGCGCUGGCGGCGGCGACAGCUCUAAGGCACGAGCGGGUUCUCCAGACGAGCGGGUUUGCCGCCAGGCCGCAACCGAGAAGGAGGGGAAACCUCUGCUCCCGGUGGUCAUCGUCGACUGCGGCAUCCUCGAGUCGUGAGAAAGCGCACCCUGGCCCAGGGCCCUCCUCGGACGUGGCGCGCCCUCCUGCCUCAGC
This is a messenger RNA of Prorocentrum cordatum, 1046 nucleotides long. NCBI's taxonomy places the organism in Eukaryota, Dinophyceae, Prorocentrales, Prorocentraceae. The record is from the annotation of a GenBank genome assembly.